AUCUUAUCGUUCUCGCUCAGUUUGAGAGAUGAUUAAGAAUUUUUAGCGUUUUUGAAACGCAAAUGGGGGGUAGGUUGUAUUCUAAAACGCUGGAUAUGGAAAUUUGCCCUUGUUGACAUUUUGUCAUCCUGAGCAUUCCAAUGGGCACUAAUGAAGAGUUCAUGCAACAGCUGUACAAUGAGAUUGGUUCAUUUCUGGACCAUCGAAUAGAUACGCCUCCACUUGAUAUCCCAACAAGCAAGCAGAGUCAAACGGAGUACGAGACAGACUAUUUAGAUACGCGACGUCGAGGUAGCUCGCUUUAUCUGCAGGCUGCCCCUGGAUCGUCGGUUACGGUCCACAGCCAUAGUUCACCAGUUCCUUCACCGACACAUUCUGAAUCAAGGUUGAGUCGCCGCUACUCUGGUGCUUCAGAGAGAGCGCAGUCUCCAUCAUCUUGUGUGUGUUUCAGGUGUAAAAAUAGGUCCAGGCCGAGCUCCAUCAGUAGUGCUAACGACCAAUCUGUGACGUGUGUAUGUUAUAAGUGCGAAAAGGCGAAACAAAAGGAAAACGGCGGCGCAGGAUCCAGAAGCCCUAGUUUUUCGCAUUCAGAACACCACUCUAACCCACCCCACAUGACCCGACAGCGUCAAAGCCUAUAUCAAUGGGAUGAUGAUCCUAUUGCAAGAUUUGAAUCACCUGUAGCAUCGACAUUGGACCAAAUCCAACAGGAGCUGCGUUAUAACGAAUCGCCAUCGAUGCUUACCAAAUCCAAUUCCUACAACACUUACGAAGACCCUGACGAUGCUGCGGAAGGGUUAGAUCUUGACGAAGACGUAGGGAUGGAAUUCUCUAAGCCUAUUCGAGGUCAGACGCCUCCCCUGAGUCUGAUUGAUCCAAUACUUCGAUUUCGGGAAGCCCUUACAGCACCGUCGGUCGAUGGCGACGACCGGCUAUCGGUUGUGCCUGAGGAACCCCAUUCAAUUCCAAACCAGCAGCAAUCGAGAUACUCAACCACCAACAUACCCCAGCCUAACAUUAUACCGAAUAGAUUAUCUUGUUUAACGGCUUAUUAUCGAACGGGUCCACCACAUAAGGCCCUCAACAUGCACCAGAUCAAGAAGCUUCCGCAAAGACGAGAUCGCAUGCACGAAUAUGAACUAGGUUAUUUUGAUUGUAUCCAAUCAAGAACUGAUCUUAAUGGAUGGCUCAGGAAGCAGGAAGUUAAAGGACCUCCAGAUGUUAUGUUCGAAUUUUCACCACCUGAGAAGAAACAAACCAAGCGGGCAUUUUUCAAGGGCAAAAAAAUCAAGUCAUCUGUUUCCCCAGAUCUUGGGAAAUUAACCAACCUGAAGAAAAAUAGGAGCUCCAUCUCACUUAUAUCACCUAUAGUGACCGAAGCAUCUCAGCGAACAACAAAUUUGCAAUCGCCUCCUAACUCACCGGUAAAAGGAAAGCGGUGGUCUGGCAUAUUUACACCCUUCAGUAAGAAGGAUGAUAAAGUGGUUCAGCAGCAAACGAAGCUGCCGACGAAACAAAGCACAUUCUACGCGAGUCCCAACGGAUCAAUGGCAUCGUCUCUUGAGGAUGAAGGAGUCAGUAGGCGUAAACCUGGCCACGCGCGACAGUUUUCAGAGCCAAGUCACAGCAGCCAUGUAGAUAACCGUCGUCGAACAAGCCAUGAAGAAUUCGAAUUGGCAUCGCAAUUUGAUCAGUGGCAGCUACGUGAACGUGGCAUGACGGAUUUGAGUACACCUGUUGAAGAAGAAGACGAAGAGGAGGAUGAAAUCGCCUAUUUUACCCCUGAUGGCAGACUCUCAUCCUCUCCAUCCAAGCACCAGAGUCCGGUGUUUGCAACAUCUGACAACGAAAAUACCCGACACUAUAGUCACUCACAAAUUUCCCUACUGUCUGUACCUUCUAUUGGAAACCAACCACACGGACGCUCCCGACGCGAAAGCGAGUCUUCUCACAGCCGUCAAUCGUUACAGGAACAUGACUAUAUGGAUAUGGAGGAGGCAUUGGACAACCUUGCUAACACUUUCCGUAACGUUGACCUAGAAGUUUUGCGAGAAAUGUUGGAGGAAGCAGAUGGAGAUUACCAAGUAGCUGCAGCAAAAUGCAAGAAAGCUAUUUUCGAAGGUCGUUUGUGAGAUAUGAUACCCUUUCCCACCUAACUCACCUAAGACUUUUUUUAUGAAUACCCAAAUUAUAUAGCUAUUAACAUUGCUUAGAGUGAAAACUUUUGACUUAGAUACUCUCUCAAUAUCGUUAUCUACCAUUUCAUUCUAUCGUUAUUGUAGCAUAAUUGAUCUCGUUUCACCCACUUCCUUGGAUCAUGAUAAUUUUAGAACGUUUGAGCAAUAAUCGCUGUGGUCUUGGGUUUAGUCCAGGUCGAAUGACCUCCACAAGAAAGUGAAAUUUUAGUCCUUGCAUGAUUGAGAGGCAAGUAUAUUAAGUCAAUGAUUCGUUACGUGCUGAGUGAAAUUACCGGAUACAAUUUAUGGUUUAAGAAAUUAUGCAGAUUACUGACAGCGUGGAG
Messenger RNA from Umbelopsis ramanniana AG, 2521 nucleotides. RefSeq lists its product as uncharacterized. The transcript has 6 exons. The record is from RefSeq and is a predicted model, not a curated record. Lineage: Eukaryota; Fungi; Mucoromycota; Umbelopsidomycetes; Umbelopsidales; Umbelopsidaceae. Bases 141 to 2132 code for a protein of 663 amino acids.